Molecule: messenger RNA, 1239 nt
Organism: Eucalyptus grandis
Lineage: Eukaryota; Viridiplantae; Streptophyta; Magnoliopsida; Myrtales; Myrtaceae
Product: E3 ubiquitin-protein ligase PUB24-like
Exons: 1
Coding region: 1-1239 (412 amino acids)
Biological process (GO): protein ubiquitination
Molecular function (GO): ubiquitin protein ligase activity
Source: RefSeq, a predicted model, not a curated record
AUGGAAGGCCGUGACGUCGAGAUCCCUCAGUACUUCCUCUGUCCAAUAUCCCUGCAGCUCAUGAGGGAUCCCGUGACGACCGUGACGGGCAUCACCUACGAGCGCGAGAGCAUUGAGAAGUGGCUGUCCAAGUCCUCCAGCAGCGGCCUGGCCACGUGCCCCGUCACCAACCAGCCGCUGCCGAGGGAUUCCGGCCUCACCCCGAACCACACGCUCCUCCGGCUCAUCCAGGCGUGGUGCGUCGGCAACGCAAAGAAUGGGGUCGACCAGAUCCCGACCCCAAAGUCGCCCCUCGACAGGGGUCGCGUCCGGAAGCUUGUGAAGGAGCUCGCGGCCGAGCACUCGAUCGUCGAGGUGAUGAAGGAAUUGAAAGGACUGGUGGAGGAGAGCGAGCGGAACCGGGCGUGCAUGGUCGAGGCUGGGGUGGCUAAUGCGAUGGUAGAAGCCAUAAUAAAGUGCUUCAGGCAAAGCGACACAACGUGCCUCGGCGAGGCUUUGAGGAUCCUCCAUUCGAUAUGGAGCCCCACGGCAGAACUCAAGGAUCUUGUCAAGGAAAAUUGCUACUUCGUCGAUUCGUUGGCAUGGGCGCUGCAUUUCCGAACAGGCUAUAACGGCGUUGAAUCGAAGACUCACGCGUUGGCUAUAAUGAAAAACGUGAUGGAGAUCGCGAAUGUUAGCUUAAAAGAGAGAUUGAAGCUCGACCUCUUCAAGAGUUUAGUGAAGAUAUUGAGAGACACGAGGAUGUCUCAACAAGGUAUCAAAUCAGCGCUGCUAGUCCUCAUCGAAGCAUGCCCUUUGGGGCGGAACCGGCAUAAGAUGAUCGAGGCCGGGGUGAUCUUUGAGCUUGUGGAGCUCGAGCUUGGGAAGCCUGAGAAGCGGGUCAGCGAGCUGGCCUUCAACCUCUUAGCCCAGCUAUGCUCCUGCGCCGACGGGAGGGCACAGCUCCUGAGGCACGCAGGAGGGAUCGCGAUGAUCACCAAGCGGACGCUCCGAGUCUCACCGGCCGUGGACGACAAGGCGUUGCAGGUCCUUGCGCUCGUGUCCAAGUUCUCGCCGACAGGCGAGGUCGUGAUGGAGAUGCUCAGGGUCGGCGCGGUGUCGAAGCUGUGCAUGGUGCUGCAAGCGGACUGCCCGGCGUACCUGAAGAGCAAAGCGAGGGCGGUCCUCAGGAUGCACUCCAACGUGUGGAACAAUUCACCUUGUAUUCAAGUGUAUCUAUUAACAAGGUAUCCUAGGUAG